GUCAACUGCUGGUUUUCGUAAACAUUAAAAAUUUGUAUUUUCGCAUCGUAUUAAUUUAUUCGGGUAAUGUCGCAAAUAAAGUAGUAGAAACUAAGCAUGGAGGUGUUCCAGACCGACUCGCACUACAUCUUUGUGAAGCGCGACAAGAGUUUGUGGUGGCAUCGCAGGACGUCGGAGUUUUCGAUAAAAGCAGGAAGGGAUCUUAGCUCUGUGGACGACAUCGAGUGCAUUGGAGUAACGCAUGGCAUUGUGGGUGUAAUCUCGCUGCCCAACGUCUAUGAGCCCCACUUGAUUGUGGUCAAGGAGGCCACCGCUGUGGGUGUUCUAUAUCCACCCCACUUGGUGUACAAGAUCAAAUCCAUAUGCAUACUCAGUGCCGAGGAGCCGGACACCGAUUUGCCCAACUGCACCAAGCACUCAAAGAGCAACCAGUCCACGCCCACUCACAGCGUUUCGAGCUCGAACAACAACAAUGCCAGCGCUCCAUCAAGUGGCGGUGGCGGCUCCUCGAAGAGCACCAAGCUUUUCGAGGGCAUGAACAAGACGUGGGGCGCCGUCAAGAGUGCCGGGAACACCAUCAAAAACACCACUCAGCAGGCUGCGAAUUUGGCUACCAAGCAGGUCAAGUCAUCGGUGGGCAUCCGGGAGCCCAAACACAUUGAGCGGCGCAUCACAGAGGAGCUGCACAAGAUAUUCGACGAGACGGACAGCUUCUACUUCAGCUUUGACUGCGAUAUAACCAACAAUCUGCAGCGCCAUGAGGCCAAAUUGGAGGAUAGUCAGUCGCAGCCGGAUGAGAGAUUCUUCUGGAACAUGCACAUGAUACGAGAACUGCUCAACUUGAAUGACAAAACAUGGAUACUGCCCAUCAUUCAGGGUUUUAUGCAAGUGGAGAAUUGUGUAAUUGGCAAUGAGUGCUUUACCUUGGCCUUGGUAUCGCGAAGAUCUCGUCAUCGAGCUGGAACACGAUACAAGCGGCGCGGAGUGGACGAAAAGGGAAACUGUGCCAAUUACGUGGAGACGGAGCAAAUACUCUCGUUCCGCCACCACCAGUUGUCCUUUACCCAAGUGCGUGGUUCGGUGCCGAUUUACUGGAGCCAGCCAGGCUACAAGUACCGCCCGCCGCCUCGCUUGGAUCGUGGGGUGGCCGAAACCCAACAGGCCUUCGAGCUGCACUUCACCAAGGAGCUGGAGACCUACGGGCGCGUGUGCAUCGUCAAUUUGGUCGAGCAGAGCGGCAAGGAGAAGACCAUUGGAGAUGCCUUUGCGGAGCACGUUAUCAAGUUCAACAACGAGCUGAUGAUUUAUGUGACUUUCGACUUUCACGAUUACUGCCGCGGCAUGCGCUUCGAAAAUGUUUCGGCUCUGAUUGAUGCCGUGGGCCCUGAGGCAGGCGCUAUGGGCUUCCACUGGCGGGAUCAGCGUGGAAUGAUAUGCAACCAGAAGUCCGUGUUCCGGGUGAACUGCAUGGACUGCCUGGAUCGAACAAAUGUGGUGCAAACGGCCAUUGGAAAGGCGGUGCUUGAAUCUCAGUUAGUAAAACUAGGCCUCUCGCCGCCCUACACUCCCAUUCCGGAGCAACUGAAGUCGCCGUUUAUGGUGCUAUGGGCGAACAAUGGGGACAUCAUCAGUCGACAGUAUGCGGGCACCAAUGCCUUGAAGGGCGAUUAUACUCGUACCGGCGAACGCAAAAUCAGCGGCAUGAUGAAAGACGGCAUGAACUCGGCCAAUCGCUUUUUCAUACAAAACUUUGCCGACUCGUUUCGCCAGUGCAUCAUCGAUCUGAUGCAGGGCCAGCUGCUGCGGGCAGAAGAGCUGCAGGAGGACGAGGUCCUGGACACCAUUCUCCAGAUCCUCACUCCAGAGACCCGGCCCCCGCUUCGGGGCUACUAUAAUCCCGGUGUGCUGGGCCCCGAGCUGCAGCUUCUCGAAUCCAUCGUUACGACCAGCUAUUACUUGGCGCGCUUUAAGGACUCGUACCGCCAGGCCACCAUAGAUCUGAUGCUGGGCAAUCAGGUCUCCUCGGAAUCACUCAGUGCUUUGGGCGGUCAAGCGGGUCCGGAUGAGAGCGAUGGAACGGAAAAUGCGGAGCACGCCAAGUUGCUGGUGGAAGAUUGUCGUCGCCUGCUGCUGGGAACGGCUCAGUAUCCCGUUGGAGCUUGGGGACUCAUAGACGCUGACCCAAGCUCCGGCGAUGCCAACGAGACGGAGGUGGAUUCCAUACUGCUGCUCACUGAUGACUGCUACAUUGUGGCCGAAUACGACUCGCAUCUGGACAAAAUAGUCCGCUUCGAGAAGGUGCAACUGACGCAGGUGCGUCUCAUCGAGUUGGGCAUGCAUCAGCAGACGAAAAUCUUCCAGGGAUCUGCUCCAGCGCAUCUCUGUGUGCGCCUCAACUACAGCGUGGACGAGCAGGAAGGCUACUUCCACAUGUUCCGAUCGGCCAAUCUGAGGUUCUUCAACAACAUGGCCUAUGUGAUCAAGACGCAGGAGGAGAUCACGGAAUCCCUGACCUCCAUUGUCGAGAUGUUCCGCAUUGCUUUGGAUAAUGCCGGCAAUACUGAUGUUCGCUACGUCACGGGUGGGGUGCUGCAACGAAGAAAGAGCAAACUGCCCACGAUGGAUGUUCCCAGGGGCAUGCCGCGCAACCUUUCUGAAUCUCAGCUGGUGCAGUUCAGCUCAAAGGCCCUGUCCAAUGUGGCCGGACAGUUCUCGAAAUUGGGCCAGACCUUUAAGAAGCCGACCAGUGCCAGCCAACAGCAAGCUCAUCCCAGUGGCUUGGCAGCCACCAUCAAUCCGCAAGUGAUGCGUCAGGCGGGAGGAAACGAUAUCGAAUCUGGCCAGGAGGCGGAGAAGGCGGUCUUUACACUGGGCCGCAAGCAACGAAACUCGAACAGCGCCAGCAGCACCGAUACCGACGAGCACGACAACAGUUUGUACGAGCCCGAGGUGGAUUCCGAUGUGGAGAUAGCCCUGGACAAGUCCAACUACAACGAGAACGCCUUCCUGCCGUCGGUGGGCAUUGUCAUGGGAAACCAGAAGGAAGACUCGCCCAGCUCCUCCGAUGAAAUCCGUCAGUUGGAGCAGAAGGACAGCAUGUGCAAGACCGCCGAGGAUGUGCUCACAAUUUCGAUUACCUCUGUGACGGAUCACGUCACUCUUCCCACGGGUCUCCUGGAAAACGCACCACCCAUCCGACCGAUCACGCCCAAUCCGUUGAUAUGCGUGCAAGCCCAGGAGGCCUUUGACGAUGGCGAGGAAGAGGUGAAGCCUGUGUCCAGUACUUCACCCAGGGAUAUGAGCCUUCCUCUGGGCUUGCCCACUCAGACGGAGGCCAACAAGCUAAAGCAGUUGACCAGUCCUCUCUCGAAGCUGGCCAAGAACAUUGGCCUGAACCUAGAUCCUCGCAAGAUUGCCACGAAGACCGGAGUUCUUUCGCCCACUCUCUCCGGAGAAAACACUCCGCCGGAGCGCGGUCCCAGUUCCCGGGAUCAUUUGCUGGAUCUUUGGGAGGCCGAAAAGUGUAAAACCAGGCUAAUAGCCCUGUAAAAAGGGUCCAAAUGCCAGCAAUACGUGAAGAUCUACACUUUUGAAAUAAUUAGUGCAAGUGAUAUAUAUUUAUUUUCAAAAUAGAAAGCAACAAAAUUAA
Messenger RNA from Drosophila takahashii, 3649 nucleotides. RefSeq names its product phosphatidylinositide phosphatase spermathreecae (gene sp3). Gene Ontology annotation, cellular component: clathrin-coated endocytic vesicle; early endosome. Lineage: Eukaryota; Metazoa; Arthropoda; Insecta; Diptera; Drosophilidae. Gene Ontology annotation, molecular function: phosphatidylinositol-4-phosphate phosphatase activity. The record is from RefSeq and is a predicted model, not a curated record. Gene Ontology annotation, biological process: regulation of endocytic recycling; phosphatidylinositol dephosphorylation.